Messenger RNA from Anoplophora glabripennis (Asian longhorned beetle), 1487 nucleotides. RefSeq names its product eukaryotic translation initiation factor 3 subunit E. Gene Ontology annotation, biological process: translational initiation. NCBI's taxonomy places the organism in Eukaryota, Metazoa, Arthropoda, Insecta, Coleoptera, Cerambycidae. The transcript has 4 exons. Gene Ontology annotation, cellular component: cytoplasm; nucleus; eukaryotic translation initiation factor 3 complex. Bases 72 to 1394 code for a protein of 440 amino acids. The record is from RefSeq and is a predicted model, not a curated record. Gene Ontology annotation, molecular function: translation initiation factor activity.
UUAAAAGAUAUUUUGUGGUUAUUUGAAGUGAGGAGUUUUAAAUAAAAAUAGAGCGAGGAAAGAUAUUAAAGAUGGCACAAUUUGAUUUGACUUCAAAAAUGGGUCAGUAUUUAGACCGGCAUUUAGUAUUUCCAUUGUUGGAAUUUUUAUCAGCUAAAGGAAUUUACAAUGAAACCGAGUUGCUUAAAGCUAAAUUAGAUAUUUUAAGUAAAACUAAUAUGAUAGAUUAUGCAAUUGAUAUAAGAAAACAGCUAUAUCCUGAUGAGGAGGUUCCCGAAGAUUUGAAGCAACGACGCAUUCAUGUUGUCGCACAGUUACAAGAGCUUCAACAAGAGGUGGAACCAAUCUUACAAAUAAUGGGUGAUGAUGAAGUUAUGAAAAAUAUGGAGAACAUGAGAGAUUCUAAAACACUAAUUAAUUUUCUUUCAAAAGAUUAUAAGUUUGAAAUCGAAAUGAUUGAUAGUUUACAUAAGCUCGCAAAAUAUCGUUAUGAAUGUGGUAAUUAUUCAGUGUCUACAUCUUAUCUAUACUUCUGUAUGUUGGUAUUGCCUCCCAAUGAUAAAAAUUACUUGAGUGCCCUGUGGGGUAAAUUCGCUUCAGAAAUACUGGUUCAGAAUUGGGAUUCCGCAUUAGAAGACCUGAAUAAAUUAAGGGAAUACAUCGACUCUAGCCCGAAUCAGUUUGGAGGUAACAGUUUGCAAUUACUUCAGCAAAGAACGUGGUUAAUCCACUGGUCGCUAUUUGUUUUCUUUAAUCAUGCCAUGGGAAGAGAUUUAAUUAUUGAAAUGUUUUUAUACCGCCCGCAUUACCUUAAUGCCAUUCAAACUAUGUGUCCUCAUAUUCUGCGUUAUUUGGCAACUGCAGUAAUUAUAAAUCGUGGACGAAGAUCAGCUCUUAAAGAUUUAGUGAAAGUUAUUCAGCAAGAGAGUUACACUUACAGAGAUCCGAUUACGGAAUUCCUGGAGCAUCUGUAUGUAAACUUUGAUUUCGAUGGAGCUCGACAAAAAUUGCACGAGUGCCAAACUGUUUUAUUCAACGAUUUCUUCCUUAUAUCAUGUUUAGACGAAUUUGUAGAAAAUGCUCGUCUAAUGAUUUUUGAAACUUUCUGUCGUAUUCACCAGUGCAUCAGUAUUGGUAUGCUUGCUGAGAAGCUUAAUAUGAAUCCCGACGAAGCUGAAUGCUGGAUAGUAAAUCUAAUUAGAAAUGCUAGAUUAGAUGCUAAAAUUGAUUCCAAACUGGGACAUGUAGUGAUGGGAGCUCAACCUCUUUCACCUUAUCAACAAUUAAUUGAAAAAAUUGACUCAUUAUCUGUAAGAUCAGAAACGUUAUGUGGACUCAUAGAUAGGAAACUUAAGGCAAGGACGGACAUACGAUGGGGAAAUCAAGAAUUUUAAAUAAAAAAAUGUUUAAGUUAAGAUUUUGUAUUGUUCAGCUAACAGAAUAUUUGCUGUACAUUAAAAAUCUAUUUUUAUUAAACAACCAAUAAA